Molecule: messenger RNA, 2076 nt
Organism: Pistacia vera
Lineage: Eukaryota; Viridiplantae; Streptophyta; Magnoliopsida; Sapindales; Anacardiaceae
Product: transcription termination factor MTEF18, mitochondrial-like
Exons: 1
Coding region: 180-1958 (592 amino acids)
Biological process (GO): regulation of DNA-templated transcription; chloroplast organization
Cellular component (GO): chloroplast
Molecular function (GO): double-stranded DNA binding
Source: RefSeq, a predicted model, not a curated record
GGUGACUAAACCCUACACCCACGAAGGGCACUGAAUCUUCCUGCGAAAGCUUCAGUCUUUCUUCUCAGUUAACGCUAAACCCAACAAAUAAAACUCCAAGGUCAGAUACUGCAUAUUUAUUUUCAUCCAGCUUAAUUUCUCCUUUUGUUGCUUUUUAUGUAUAUUUGAUCACAGUGGUUAUGACCCAUUUGCAGAAACUUGGAAGAACAUCUAUUCUCAGAUGGGUUUCUUUAAAUUUAGUUGAAAAAUUCAUUUCCGUAUCAAAGACACCAUUUUGGCCAUCUGGGUCUGUUUACAUUGCUCAAAACUCUAGACUUUAUGGAACAAAAAGAGGGGUUGAGAAUGCGAAUAUUGAAAAUAAAGUUAGAAUUUCACCAGCUAGUAGUGAUUCUAAAUAUUUUAGUGAACUAUAUUCUGCUGCUUGGAAGGCAGCUCAAGCUGCAUUGUUGGAGUAUUUGCACUUGACUAGAAAUUUACAGUUCUUGGAUGCUGAGAAUAUGAGCAAAAACUCGCCUUAUUUUGUCGAAAGGUUAUUAAAAUGGGUGGAGGAGGAGUUGGAUUUGAAGGAGAUUAUUUCUCGGUUUUUGCGUUAUCAUCCUAUUAACGAAUUUGAGCCUUUCUUUGAGAGUAUAGGAUUGAAACCUAGUGAGUAUAGUCCUUUUCUUCCUCGCAAUUUGAUGUUCUUGAGUGACGAUGAUUUGUUGCUAGAGAACUAUUAUGUUUUGUGUAAUUAUGGUGUUGAGAGAAAAAAUAUAGGGAAGAUCUAUAAGGAGGCAAGGGACAUUUUUCAAUAUGAUUUUGGAGUUCUGUCAUCGAAGCUUCAAGCUUAUGAGAAACUGGGGCUUAGUCAGAGUAUUAUUGGUAAAGUUAUCGUCUAUAGUCCUUAUAUCUUGAUUGGGGAUGUAAAUAUGGAGUUUGUUAAGGUGUUAGAGACAUUGAAGAGUAUAGGGGUUAAAUUCAGUUUGAUUGAGGAGCACUCGAUGGACCAGAAUUCUUAUAAUUGGAGUAAUAUGCUUAGGCUUUUAAGCUUAUUUAGCGAGAUGGGAUUGUGUGAGAAGCAGUUAGGUAAAUUAAUCCGGCGGCAUCCAGGACUGCUCUUGGAGGGUUCAGGGGAUGGAGCACUUGCUCUGAUAGGACUUUUAUUAAAAUUUGGGUCUACUCUGGAUGAAGUUCGUUUGACUUUACUGCAGUCCCCACAAAUUCCAGUGGGAAGAUUUUUUACAAAUUUGAAGAAAUGCUUUAUGUUCUUUUUCGAGAUUGACAUGGAGAUGGAUGAGAUUGGUAAGAUUUUCCGAUCUCAUUCCAUGUUGCUGGGUACAUGUACUUUAAAGAGAACUAGUAGUAUUUUUCAGAUGUUGAAUGCUGGGAAGAAGCGACUUUGUGAAUACGUCCAGGAGAAUCCCAACAAUCUGAAAAUUCUAGUUAGGGGUUCAAAAAUUGAAAAAUUACCGAGGUCAAAAGAGAGAGCAAGAUCUCUAAUGGUGAAGGCUAAGUUGUUGGAGGACGUGGGAUUAAUACAGAAUCCAAAUGAAACAGAAAGAGUAGUCAAGCAUUUUCGAGGGACAGGAGAGGAGCUUCAGGAGAGAUUUGAUUGUAUUGUGAAUGCUGGCUUAGAUAGAGAGGAUGUUUCUGAAAUGAUUAGAGUGUCCCCUCAAAUUAUUAACCAGAAAAGGAAGGACAUUGAAGCAAAAAUCGAUUUUCUUGUGCAUGAUUUAGGUUAUCCCAUAUCAUCUUUAUUGCCAUUCCCAUCAUAUCUAAACUAUACAAUGCAGAAGAUCAAGCUUAGGUUAUCGAUGUAUAGUUGGCUUACGGAACAAGGAAAGGCAGAACCUAUGUUGGCCUUAAGAACUCUUAUGGAAUGCUCGGAUAACACCUUCAUUAAGCGAUAUGUAAAUCAGCAUCCGGAAGGCCCUCAAGUUUGGCCGGAUUUGAAGAAUGAAAUUUAUUCUGAGCAGUAGAAGUCUGUUCUUGUAGUUUGUAAUGUAUCAUUAAAAGUUUGUAUUUUAGUAGUUUAAACAAAUUCCUUGAAGAGACACGAUAAAAUACAUAAUAUAUCCAUUGUCACACUAAAGAACA